Molecule: messenger RNA, 8088 nt
Organism: Odontomachus brunneus
Lineage: Eukaryota; Metazoa; Arthropoda; Insecta; Hymenoptera; Formicidae
Exons: 10
Coding region: 371-7180 (2269 amino acids)
Source: RefSeq, a predicted model, not a curated record
CUAAGACCGCACGUGUACCGUCAACCGUGUAUUGUCAACGAAACGCCGCGCGCCUCACCGCACACGUUGACGUUUCCGCCGGUGCGAGCCGAUCGACCACAGUUACGAAAACGGAGAGUCGCGAUUCUCUCCGAUUAAAAAAUACGACUACGGCGGAAGGACAUGUGCCAGUGGUGCGAUGUGAACGAGUGCAACGUACGCGAUCGGUAAAACGGAGCAGUAUCGUCGUAGGGUGUCGAAAAAAGACGAAAAUAGAAGAAGAGGGAGGAAGGGCGGACAGACAGAGGAGAGAUAGAGACCGAGAAGCAGGACGGGUAGGUCGACUUGGUGGUGCUGCGGUGACCCGGUGAAGGCACAACCACCCUGCGCAAUGAUUGUGCGGAGGUGCUUCACACCGACUACGGUACUCGUCGUGUUGACGUUGUUAGGCGAAUUCGAUGGAAACGCGGCAGAACGGUGGUCACGACAAGUAUCCAACAGCGAGUGGAUACCGCUGGCGAACCCGAGGGCCGCUUCCGGUCAGGUGCCGCAGAGCAACACCGGAAGUGGCCUGCUGCCUAGCGGCACGCACUUACCAAAUCCGAUCCAAUCGCUCGCGUUACCGCCUGCUCUUCAGCAACAGUAUCAGGACCAGUUGAUACAGUUGCAGAAAACGCAGGAAAGCAUCCAGAAGCUGCUGCUGCUGCAGCAACAGCUCAAGGCUCAGCAACAAAUCCUUCAGUCUCAGACGUUCCUACCGAGCGGUUUUAGUAAUGUCGAAGACGAGAAGCAAGAACUACCACCGAGCUCAUUGGGCAAUUUACAAACGACGGGCGAACUUUUAGUUCCGCCACAGGUCUCCUCGGAGGCGCUUCCCCCAAUAUAUUCUGCACAGAACUUUCUGCCUCACAGACCUGGCCACGUGCAUCGGCCAAGUCAUCUAGAUCAGAAUCUAGAAGCUAAUCGAGAACUAUCGAGUUUACCGGUUCAAGGUCAAGUCGUGCUACAACAUGGCGAGGACGUGAAUGUAGAGGAUCCUCGAGAAGGUCCGCAUAGUUAUAUGACGAAACAAGGUGGUUACAGACCCGGAGGAAAACGUCCGAAAAUACAACAAAACUCAGAGCUACCGCAAUAUCCUCUGGUCGAAGGCGCCGGAGAUGAGGAAGAGGAGGUGCAGCUGGUGUACGUUCCAGCGGAGACGCUGGCGCAAAAGGGCCAGCAGCCGAAAAGAGGUCGCGGAAGAAAGCCAUAUCACCUUCAUCAGCAGCAGCGUGAGAAUCAAGACGGCAUAGAGCAAGCUCCGCUCUCGGCCGACCAAGAAGCUUUCGCGCGGCAGGUGCUGCAGCAGAUCCAGAAGGAGCACGAGGAGAAGGCGCAAUUCUUAAAAGCGGAACGUGUGAAAGAGUUCACUAGAUUGAACGAGGAGCAGAAAGCACUCGAGCGGAAAACGCGACUGCAGCAGGAGGCCCUUCAAAGGGAGCAAGAGCUAUUGCGGCAAAAGGAAGCCGAGAAGAAGCGGAAGGAACUGGAGAGACUGGAGGAGAUGGCGAGGCAACGAGAAUUGGAGCGAAUUCGCGAGGCUAGGGAGAAGCAGAGGCAAGAAGAGCUCGAACGACGGCGACUCGCCGAGCUUCGUAUCAAAGAAGAGAAACGUCGCGAGGAAGAAGCCAGACAGCGCGAGGAGAGGCAAAAACAGCUGAAUUUGGAACAAGUUCUGAAGCAGCAGAGCAUCCUGGAAAGUCAACAGGAGCAUAACCUACAACCUACCAACCCCAGCUUGUCUCAAUUGCAAGAAAACGGCCAGUCUCAAGCGCGUCGUCAACAACUAGCGGACGGCACGAGACCCAAGAGGAUCCGCGGUAGACAACGUCAGCGAAUCAACCAAUAUCAAGAACAACCGAAUUAUCCCGAGGCUACGACUACACCCUCUCCCAAUCAACCUCCUCUCUCCGUUUAUAUGGGUGGUCCAAACUCCAAGUUGGAUACGGUCAGGGUCACCGACGUCCUCAGAAUUCUGAAAAACGCGAAAACCAUCGACGUAUUGGACAAUGUCGGCCCCAACUCUCCACGGGUCUUCGUUGGCCCGUCCAAUUUGGAUCCCCCUUACGGUUACGCCAAGUUCGACCUUCCCUACUUGUCGUCGAUCGACCAUAACCGAGUCGAACGCAAGGUGGACAAACUACCCUUCUUUGUGGCUCCAUUGAGUUUCGACCCACCUCCUGGCUACUCCAAGAUUCCCUUCCCAGCGCCGCAUAUCGGCUCUGUCGUUGUCAAUACGUUGUCAGAAACAUCCCCAGAGCCAGUCACACCGCCGACGGAACAAAAUCCCAGUCCUACACCGUUGAUCGAGCCGAACUCUUACAGCGAGGCCGACCAAAUCGCCGGCUUUGUUGCUACCACCGCGUCUUACGACUCACCAACUACUCAGAGUUACAGCCCGGAAUCAAGCGGUCCUAAGUACGAGUCUACUUAUUCGACACCGGCUUCAGGUUCGAGAUUUAGAUUCAGACAGUUCUACGACAACAAGCCAGCUUCCGUGGUCAGCUCGUCAUACUACGGUGAACAGUCCACCACGAAGACAAAGCCGAGGACGAAGCAAUAUUACGAGCAGGAGUCCAAAUCGACUACUCAGUUGCCCAAGGUCGACACUACAGCCAGUUACAGGCAGGAGGUGUCGUAUUCCAACGCGCCUAAUUUCAAUGAUAGAACGACAGGUUCGCACGAUCCCUCCACGAAGGAGCAAGACUUGGCGGCUCAAUUGGCGCUCAUCAAUCAAGAGCUCGCCCAGCAAAGGGAGCCUCAAAGAUACAACACCGCCGAGCAGUAUCGUCCUCAGGCUAACUUAGCUGAGGUGUAUGACGUUAAUGACGUUAGAGCGCCAGUUGGACCGGCGCAAUAUAAUUUACCGGCAGAAUUACCGCCGAUAUCACCGCACCUGCCCGGCUUGGUGAACUCCUUGUUAGACAAGCAUGAGGGGAAUCUUCUCGUUACAUCGACGCCACCGACGACUACUACGACACCCUUAACAACGACGACUACUCGCGUGAGCUCCACGACUUACAGGCCACGAGGCAGGAACAGAAUCGUACCUACGAGAGCCAGAACGACUACAACGCCUAGUAGCAGAACGAAUACGGACAGAACCCGCAGACCGUAUAACAGAUCGAAGUCGAGAUUUUCGACCACCACGGAGGAUUAUCACGAAUCCUCUUAUGAACCAACGAAGGCGAAAAUGCCAGAAACCACGCAGAAAUAUAAGACGACAGAAUAUAGGAGACCAACGUCUAGGACACAUAAGUACAGGAGCCGAGACAGAACGACUUCUCAGUCUGUGAUUCACGACAAAAAUCCGAACAUUCAGGCUCACCAAGCGGCCACUUACGAGAACUAUCCGACGCAGAGCGAUUCGCAGAGCGAUCUGCAAGCUAAUGCAUCUCCGGACGCGUAUUCACCGACGAACGAACACGCCCCCAAUCUCCAGAAGGAGAUCUCGUCGCACGGGGCGGUGAAUGAUUUCACUCGCGAGAGUUAUAUGUCAACAACACCCACGCAAACCGAAAACUAUCCACCAUUGCGCGAAGUGACGGUCCAACAAGGCGCGGCCUUAGUGUCCAACGAUUACUCCAGCAGCCAGAAUUACCCGCAAAACCGGCCCCAGGAAACGCACUAUCACGGUGGUUUCGAGCAACUCGAGAAGACCCCCGUGAACGGAUUCAAUUAUCAAGUUGGGAAUGAGGAAUCGCCGGACCAAGCAAUUCCCCAAAGACCCAACGAGUAUCCGCGUUAUCAAGUCAAGUUGGAGGACGCUAACUAUAAUCUAGCGAGCACGGAGGACCCGCGAAUCCGAUCCGGCGAGGAGCAGCGAUAUUCGCCGGUCUACGAGGUCAACGUGGCGCAAACUCAGCCUCAAGAUUAUAACACCGACGGACAAAAUCUCAUCCGCGAUCAGAUCUUGCCAUCUGAGGACGGUAAGAUUGAGAGUGGCGUGGUAAAGGCCGAUCCGAACGUUCAACCGAUUUUCGUCCCGCUUCAGCACAGCAAGCAGGAAGAUUAUGAACUGCAUAUCCCCCCUACGCAAACACCACUUGUCGAAAUCGCUACAACUAGCACAACUACCCCGGCGCCUGUGAUAAUACGUCAGCGAGUUCGAGGUCGGCUGGGCGGUCGCGGUCAUCACGAGUCCUCGAUUCAGACGCGACCACGGGGUUCUCAGGAUGAAUAUGUUCGUUUCAGCGCCGUGAAUCACGACUCCAGUCGAGGCACGGGUCACAGACCACGCGAGGGAUCGAGGACGAGGACGCGCGCACGUCCGCAAAGUCACGGGUCGCAGGUGCAAACCGAAGGCAACGAGUACAUCAAGAUACACGGCGCGCAGCAGCAAAAGUUGAUCGCCACUACGACACUGCCGACCACAACUACUGUCCCGACUACGAGUGUGCAUCCGUUGGAAGAAGACAUCGAUUACGGAUUCAUAAGACCUCCCAGCUUCCAUCCAGUACAUCCAGUACACUUGGCGGACAACAGAUUCCAGGCGCCCAUCACGUACAGACCUCCACUGUCCGAGAUACAGCACAUCAUCUCGAACGACGAAACGGCGGUGGAGUCGAGUCCCACUCACGUCCUGAAGAAUCGUCCGAAGUAUCAGCAGAUUCCGAAUCGUCGACCCGCCACGAAAACAUUCGCAACUACGACAACGAGUACGACCACGGAAGCUAUACCUAUUGAAACAACGAUGCUGGACAACACGGAGUAUACGGUGAAACCAAAAGCGAGACUGGAAGACUCCAAGACGACGAGAGUGCGCGGACGAAUUCGCCGACCGAGUAAGAAGCGCACCACCACCACCACUACGGAAUCUACGCUCGAGGCGAACAAUGAAUUACCCUUGGACGAGAACUAUCCCCGAAUUACGUCGCAACAACUCGCUACAGUCACCGAGACCGGUCAGCAGACUUUCUUUGAGGAAGACUUCGAGAUCCCGUCGCAAUACGUACCGAGUCAGAAUCGACCAGUUCAGCUUUAUGAGGAGACGACCAGCGAGAACUAUCCGCCUCAAGAGUUUAUCCUGAACUUCGACAAUCUGCCGGAGCAAGUAUCGCAACGAGAGAAAUAUGAUCAGACUCAGCUGGCCAGCACCUCGUCGAAGAAGUACAGCCACUCGAGUCACGUGAAUCCGACAGAAGACGUGAACGUGCACUCCAUGGGUGAUAUUUACGGCGCCGAGAGCCAGUGGUCCACGAAGCUGUCCAAGACGUCGUUUCAACCGAGCUUUGCCUCGAAUCGCGCGACCGACAGCGCGAAAAGAAGUCGUGGCAAGACUCGUGGCGAUAGGAACAAUGAGAACGCACCCGAGAUCAUCACGGCUGGGCCGGACUUGUCUUUCGUGACGAUGGUGGUUUCAUCCGACUAUCAGAAGCGCACGGACGACAUCGAUGACAUGGAUACCGUCUUUGGAAGAAAGACGAACGUGCCGGAACACACGGAGAAGUUGAACGCUACGUCGGCCGUGACGAGUUCGUCGAUCACGACAUUUCGGGGUAUGAUUAAAAAAGAGGAAGACGCGUCGUCGCAGACACGAGAUUGGCUGAGUAGCAAAGAAAGUAACAUCGCGAAGCAAACGGACGACUUCACGCAAACGACGAAAAAAGUCACAGACCCCCUUCCCAAUAAAAAGGGAGGAACCCGUAGAAGAAGAGUUCGCGUGCGAGUGAGACCUGCUGUGGACGAUUUCGUUACCGCCGAAUCGCAGCACUUUAAUUCCGCGGUGAACAGCCUGGUUCAAGACCGAUACAAGUACAAUCCGAUUCGCGAGUCAAAAUUCACCACUGUCCAGCCGAUCGCGACGACCGUCACCACGAGUAUCACCACGACCGCUGCACCGACGACGCAAAAAUCCUUGCUGCAGGACUUCCUGGAGGAAGUGCUGAAGAACGACGAAGUCUCUGUUCCGACACACGUCACGACCAUUCCAACUGACUUCCCCGUUUGGUCGACAUCAACGCCGAUUACGACGACUUACUCUGCGAAUAACGACGAAACCACAACUCCGAAGGAGAACACGAAAGACACUGCGGUUGUCAUGACGGUGACACCGAGUAAUCCUGAUCCGUACGAGCACACCGCAACGAGCGCAAGUUUAGACGAAAUAAAAGACGAAUCCGUUCAAGUGACAUCGCUUUCCCCCGAACAAAUUUCCCAAUUAUCGCAAGAGGCAGUCGAGGAUCCAGCAGGAGUAAAAUCGGAAGAGUAUCGAGCAGAGAAUUUCCAAGAAGACAAGGUUGACCAAAAUGAUCUAGAGAAUGUCGGCAUAAUAACACAGAGAUACAAACUGCCUUCGAACUACCCCGUCGGCUCGGAAACGUCGAGGCAAGUCGAGGACAGUACAACAGUAUUUCCGGCUGCGCGAAACAAAGGGAAGGAGCACAUAAUGACGUUGAAGAGGCCGGAGGAGAAUGUCGAGGAGAACGAGGCGCACCCCAAGAACCAUAAAGCCAAGUGGAGUGAAGUGAGAUACCCAUCGGCCUUCGACAAAUCGCAAUCCGCGCUGAAACAGCACUCCACCACGUCCAUCCCGGGUUUCAUCACGCGAAACGACGGCGAAACCAGCGUGAAGACGCUCUCGGAUUAUGUAGCGGCUAUUUUCGACAGUAUGAAGAGUGUCGACGGCCAGGGACAGGAGGAGGAGGAGGAGGAGAUCGCGAAGGUGGUCGAAGCGAAGAACGAAAGCCCCGCGGAGGACUCCUACAGAUACAACAAUAUCGCCUUGGUGCGCGAGAUCAGCGCGAUAGAGAAGAGCGGCUUGAGGACCGUCACGACCACCGACUCUUCGCGAGACGCGCACACGACACAGCAUGUCGACCUCGAAGAAAACGCGACGAGUCUUCCGGAAGUGCAGGCCGUCACGGACACGACGACGAAGGAGAGCGCGACAACCCUCGAGAGCACUGCGCCGACCCCGGACGCCACCGUGAACGCGAUCACGCCACCCGAAGACAUCAUGACGAUGAGGAUCUCCACGUCCACCGAGAAGACGACCACGCCGCUUGGCGCGGACAACGUGGAUCGAGCGAAUUCUACAAUAACGAUGCUGGGCAAAGUCCUGAGAACCUCGACCACCACCAGAGUGUCCCACAUGACGGAGAUCUGCUACAGGGGUCGAUGCGUGAUGACGAGACCGAAGAUGGAGGACGCCACGAGAUGAGAAGGAAUCGGAAUUGACGCGCGACACAGCGAUGUCGAAAGUGCCGAGGGAGAAAUUGGACAACGGACUAGGCGAACGAGCAUGGAUCUAACGAGCGAAAUCUCGCUGAGUGGAGGUUAAUUUCUGGAAAUUGAUUUCCGUGUCGUACACACUAAUCGUCCUUUCACCUAUCGAUCGAAAUCCGUCGUGUUCGCGAAUUAAAUUUUUCAGAGCUGAAAACUUCGCCAGUCACCGAAAUUGCAACCCUUAAUCAGGCGUGUAUCUUAUCGCAGAGACAACAAAAGUAUCACUGUGAAAGACAUCGACAUCUCGGUCGAAAUACCAGACGAAUUGCGAUUCAGAAUGGUGAAACAGUCACGCAUCGAGUUUUCGCUUAAUACACGUCGUGUGUACACGUAAACACAAGUUUGAUCAAUUUGUUCUCCGGGCACUCUCGUUUAUGAGGAGGAGGAGGAAGGAAGGGAGAGAGCAGAGUAUUUUAUCGCGGCUGGCAGGGGGAUAACGCAUUGUUCAAGGUGAUAUCACACACUGCGAAAUCGCCAGUGCGUUGGAGGGUUAAGGGAAAAAUAACCGCGUGAUAUUAGCCGUGAAGCAAAGCUUGUCCCCUUCCGGCAAGGAGAUUCCGCGUCGUUGGCGGCAAAUCGAUCGUCCCGACGCGUGCUUAUAUAAAAAGGACGUCGAGCAUGUAUGUGCUGGCGCCCUUUCCAAGCGAGAUCGAAGUGCGGAGGCUCGACUCGCGUUCCGCCAGCGCGAACGUGUCGCGUAGAUAGAAACCGCGUGUGCAUCGUGUCGCUUUCGGGUAUAGAGAGCUAAGUCUAUUUAAUUUAAUUACACACCGCCCCGUGUAGUAUACGUGUAAGUUAAGCGUGUAAGUAUUUUAAUAAAGAUUUGCGAAAGAGCGCAAGCCA